UCCAAGCUCUCAGCCUCUGGGGUGCCCUGUAUAGCCACCUGCUGUGUGGAUGGCACGAGGCGGGGUGAUUCUUCAGCCCCGUUUCUCCCCCAUAGCCUGUGGUGUCCCAGUUCCCCUUUAGGUGGCCACAGCCCUGUGGUGGCCGUGGCUUCCUCUGGGGCUUCCUUGGCCCCACCUCGCAUGCAGGGCGUUUCCUUCCCCAACAGGGACCCGACCCCGGGCCAGAUGCAGACAUGGUGACUGCGCUGCUGCUCGCCCUGCUGUGGGGCGGGUCCCUGCAGGAGGACUCAGGGUAUGAGCUGCACCUGCAGGACCUGGUGACGGUGCAGGAGGGCCUGUGCGUCCUCGUUAACUGCUCCUUCUCCUACCCCUGGAGUCGGUGGGCUCCCGCUGGAGAGCUCUACGCCUACUGGUACCGGGAGGGGGACAGCCUGUUCCUCGGUGCUGUGGCUACAAACAACCAGCGGAGAGCAGUGAAGGCAGAGACCCGGGGCCGGUUCCGCCUCCUCGGGGACCCCGAGGCCAACAACUGCUCCCUGAGCAUCCGAGACGCCAGGAGGAGCGACACAGGCACCUACUACUUCCGAGUGGAGAGAGGAGAGCGUGUGAGAUACAGUUACAGAGAUAAGACGCUGAAUUUGCAGGUGACAGCCCUGACCCAGAAACCUGACAUCCACCUUCCGGAGCCUCUGCAGGCGGGCAGCCCCGCGAACCUGACCUGCAGCCUGGCGGAAUCCUGUGAAGGGGGCGGGCCUCUCCUGGUCGCCUGGGUGGGUGAUGCUGUUGACUCUCUGGACGCCACGACUGACCCCUCCUCAGUGCUCACCCUCACCCCGAGGCCCCAGGAUCAUGGCACCAACCUCACGUGCCAGGUGACACUCCAAGGACCUCAGGUGGCCACGGAGAGGACCAUCUGGCUCAAUGUCUCCUACUCUCCGCAGAACCUCACCAUCAGCGUCUCGGAAAAUGCCACAGCUCCCGAGAUUCUGCUGACCACUUCGUCCCUCCUGGUCGUGGAGGGCCAGGCUCUGCGGCUGCUCUGUGCUGCUGACAGCAACCCUGUUGCAGAGCUGAGCUGGUUCCGGGGGCCCCCAGCCCUCCACACCACCCCCUUCUCCAGCACCGAGACCCUGGAGCUGCCCCGGGUGGAGCUGGGCCACGGGGGUGAAUUCACCUGCCAUGCUCGGAACCGGCUGGGCUCCCAGCACGUCUCUCUGAGCCUCUCUGUGCACCACCCCCCGCGGCUGCUGGGCCCCUCUUGCUCCUGGGAGGACCGGGGGCUGCACUGCAACUGCUCCUCCCGGGCCCUGCCGGCCCCCUCUCUGUGCUGGCGGCUGGGGGAGGCGCUGCUGCAGGGGAACCACAGCAACGCCUCCCUGACGGUCACCUCCAGCGCCCAGGGGCCCUGGGCCCACAGCGCCCUGAGGCUCAGCGGGGCGCCCGGCUCCGGCCUCAGACUCAGCUGCGAGGCCAGGAACGUGCACGGCGGGGCCCGGAGCAGCGCCGUCCUGCUGCUGCCAGGAGGCUCGGUGUCCAUGUCAGGAGUGGUUCCCGGGGCUCUUGGAGGCGCUGGCGUCACGGCCCUGCUGUUCCUGUGUCUGGGCCUCCUCUACCUCUGCAUAGUAAGAGUCCGCAGGAAGCAAGCAGCCAGGAAACGAGAGGGCAUGGAUGAUGAAGACCCUGUCAUGGGGACAGUCGCCUGGGGUUCCAGGCAAAGGCCCUGGCCAGACAGCGCCCCAGACCAAGCUGGGGAUGCCUCUCCCUUGGGGGAGCCACAGGAGGUCCCCUACACCCCUUCCUCGGAGCCACAGGAGGUCCUCUACACCCCUUCCUCAGGGGAGCCACAGGAGGUCCACUACGCCCCUUCCUCGGGGGAGCCACAGGAGGUCCACUACGCCUCCCUCAGCUUUCCCGGGAAGAAGCCGAGGGAGCCUGGGGACCAGGAGGCCCCCAGCACCACCGAGUACUCAGAGAUUAGGAUGAACAAAUGAGGACUCGCCUGGAGCUCAGUCCUGGCGGGAGGAAGCACAGCACGUACGGGGGAAGGAGAAGUCGGGGUAGUGGACGGGGCCUGAGGAACCCUGGUGGCAGUAUACGGGCAUUAGCGGGAGUCGGAGCGUCGCCAGGGAGAGCAGACGUGGGCUCAGACGCAGACUCCCGUGCCCCCGAAGGCAGAGCCAUCAGCACCUGUUUCCCGUUCUGUAAGCCAGUGAUCAAGCAUCCUGCCUCAGACGCGGCUGUGAGCAUUAAAGAGAUCAACACUCAGAAAUGAGGCAACAGAGGCCCUGUCGCACAGCGUGGUCUCCCCCUUGAACAGAAAGGUCCUGCUGCAAGUCCUCCUGAGGCUGGGGGUCAGCAGGCCAUCUUGUUGGUGUCAGUCUCCUUCCCAGAACUCGUCAAAGCCUCCCCGGGAAAAGACCAGCCCCUCAGCUGACAUUCAGUUCAGGAUGGGGCAUCUUAGAAUCUUCGGGCGUCAUCUCCCUGCCCCACUUUCACGUGUCAGUUCUUGCAGCACAUUCCUUCACCUCCUUACCUCCAGGCCCCUUUCCUAUCUCAUUUAUGGGUGUCAACCUUAAAAAAUAAACUAUUUGGUUAUUUUACUA
Molecule: messenger RNA, 2603 nt
Organism: Manis javanica (Malayan pangolin)
Lineage: Eukaryota; Metazoa; Chordata; Mammalia; Pholidota; Manidae
Gene: SIGLEC5
Product: sialic acid binding Ig like lectin 5
Biological process (GO): cell adhesion
Cellular component (GO): plasma membrane
Molecular function (GO): sialic acid binding
Source: RefSeq, a predicted model, not a curated record